This is a messenger RNA of Sphaerodactylus townsendi, 1572 nucleotides long. It is a transcript of the gene ZCCHC3, whose product is annotated as zinc finger CCHC-type containing 3. Gene Ontology annotation, biological process: activation of innate immune response. The coding region runs from base 1 to 1572 and encodes 523 amino acids. The record is from RefSeq and is a predicted model, not a curated record. NCBI's taxonomy places the organism in Eukaryota, Metazoa, Chordata, Lepidosauria, Squamata, Sphaerodactylidae. Gene Ontology annotation, molecular function: RNA binding; double-stranded DNA binding. The transcript is spliced from 4 exons.
AUGAGAGGUCCAAGAGAACCCCCGCCAACCCCCCACCGGCAUCUCAACAUCGCGACAUGGAGAGUGGGAGAAGAGUGGAGGAGGAGCAGGAGGGAGAGACAAGAAAUCCUGUGGCAGCUGAGUACGCUGCAAGUGGAUAUCAUAGUGCUGCUAGACGUCACCUUCGAGAACAGAGCAGAGCAGCGGCACGUCGAGAGGCAGUGGGCGAAGUGGGGCCUCGCCAAGUGGUCCUACGCCGCCCAGCCAAUCAGUCCCAACGAGAACAUCACAACGGCAGCAGCAGCCCCGCAAACCCACGGCGGAGAGAGGAGGAGAACUGAAAGGACCGAGCAAGCGACAGAGAGGACGGAAACGAGGAGAGGAGAGGCGGCGGCGGCAACAGCGAGGCCCAACGGCGACGGCGGCGGCCAGAGGAGACCAGCCCUGGCGAGAGUGGUCUUGGACGAGUACAGGGAGGGCAUCGAAGACGACCUCCUGCAAACGUACCUGAAGGAGGAGAAAAGACAAGAGCGACUCAGACAGUGGCGGCAAAGGAGACAACUAGGGUACCAGGAGGCGGACGAGGCGGAGCAGGAAGCGGCGGCGACGAUGGCGGAGCAGGAAGAGGGGGGCAGAGAGAGGGACCCCCGAAAGAGGUUCGUCGUGCGCAUGCGGUACCGGGGAAACGACGAAAAGGUGCUGACCAGGGAGUUCCUGGUGGGCACGUUCCUCCUGCAACAGCUGGAGAUGGAGGCCAAGGACUUCCUCGUGGUCAUCAUCCCGUGGGGCUCCAGAGAGGUGGACGUGCACCUGAGCAGCGAGGCCACCUACCGCAAGUUCUGGGUGCGGUGCCGCGAGUGGAACCACCAGGAGCUCAACUCCAUGCUGCGCUACUUCGACCUGGUGCCGCUGUUCCAGGGAGAUGCCAGGGUCAUCACCGUCAGCUUCAGGGGCAUGGAGAUCCCCAAGGAGGACAUCGACCACUGGCUGAGGAACCACUGCAAGGUCCUCCUGCCGCCGCAGAAGAAGAGGGACAAGUUUGGCAUCUGGAACGGCGAAUACAAGGCCAUCGUGAUGCUACACCCGAAGAAAGGCGAGACGGAGGAGGACGAGGAGAGCCAGCAAAGGCGGCAGUGGAGAGAACUGAGAGCAGAACUGAGAGCAUUUGUCGUUCAGACAGUCUCUUUAUUAACGUGUCUCAGUUCGCUCGGGUUGCAGGGCAGCAGCCCCACGCCCUGGGCUCAGCCUUACACGAAUCGCUCGGGCCCUCUGAACCGAACAAAGCGGGCACUUUGCUAUACACAGAAAAGCUUCACCCAAAGAGGAGUGUUAUCUACUGUCAACAGCAUCUAUGACCUUCUUGGAUUUGCUGCACCUGUUGUCAUUCAAGGCAAGUGUUUGCUGAGAGAAUUCACCCAAGACAUAAAGGACUGGGAUCAACCUCUGUCAGAUCUGGAGAAGUCCAGAUGGGAAAACUGGAAAUCAGCACUAACAGCCUUGAAACCAUACCAAGGAGAUAUGUAUUUAUCUCACCCAGCUCAGGAGAACAUGUAUAGCUUCACAUAUUUUCCGAUGCUUCAGUUAAAGCCGUAG